Molecule: messenger RNA, 276 nt
Organism: Penicillium manginii
Lineage: Eukaryota; Fungi; Ascomycota; Eurotiomycetes; Eurotiales; Aspergillaceae
Product: Con-6 family protein
Exons: 2
Coding region: 1-276 (91 amino acids)
Source: RefSeq, a predicted model, not a curated record
AUGUCGAGAUCCCCAGCAAAUGACGAAGUGGACACUACCGCCGAGGAAAGAAUCAGCGCAAUGCUUGGUUAUCAAUCAGCGCUGAAAAAUCCCCAUGUGUCGGACACCGCCAAGCAAGAGGCCACCGACUUGCUCAACAAUGAGUUGGGCUGGGAUGCGCCCCGACGAGAAAAUCAUGCGCCCGGCGACCAUCACCCGGCGAGCGUCGAGGCUAGCACACGAGCUCUGAAUACGCAAGGCAUAGCUCAUAAUGAGAAGCGAGGCGCAGAACAUUAA